Ostreococcus tauri is the source of this 447-nucleotide messenger RNA. Its product is annotated as Zinc finger, CHCC-type. Lineage: Eukaryota; Viridiplantae; Chlorophyta; Mamiellophyceae; Mamiellales; Bathycoccaceae. The transcript has a single exon. Bases 1 to 447 code for a protein of 148 amino acids. The record is from RefSeq and is a predicted model, not a curated record.
AUGAUCGCCCGUAACAGAGCGCUCGGUGGGGUUUUACAGCGCGGUGUCGACGCGAUCAAGGGCGGAGAAGCGGUCGAGGGAUCGCUCGUGCGCGUUUUCGCUCGCGCGCUCGGCGCCAAGGCGCCCGUGAGCGCGACGGUGCACCAGCCGAUCCAGACGAAGCGUCCGGGGAAGCUGGACGGGGACGUCGGACACACGGCGAAGUGGCUGGACUCCACUGCGAAGCCGAGUCCGAUGGAGUACAGCGCGGCCGCGGAGCCGAUCGGCGUGGCGGGAGACAAGGUGAGCUGCGACUCCCCUGGGGCGUGUAAGGAUCGAUUCGGCGUCGGGGAGGGAGGCCUGGGGGCGCCGCAUACGUAUUAUAAGCUGAACGAUACGUCGAAAGAGUUCCCGGCGAAGUGCAAGUACUGCGGCUUGCGCUUUUACACGCUCGGCGGCGGACACUAG